AUGGUUUCUGAUUCGAGAAGACAGUCAAGCUCCUCCAUGCCGACUGAUUUGGUCGAUGAGGACGGUUUCGAGCGCGUUUUGACACCUGCAGAGCGGAGGUUGUUGCGGAAAAAUGCAUCGGCUGCCGCCCCUGUGCGUGAUGGUAAUGCAGGCGUUACGAAUUUUGGGUCGCUGUUGAAUAAGUUCCAAAGUCGUAUGAAGAAGCACGGCAUUGAUUUUUCGUCCUUGCCCUUAACAGCCGCAUCGGCUCUUAAAUGCGAGUCUAAGGAGGAGGAUCUGCGAGAAUUUAUUCGUGAACUUGACGAUGUUUUCAAGUCGGCACCUUUGGGCGUCGCCAAACCCAUCCAGUUCAGAACGUUGGAGGAGAUCGACAAGCGCAUUCGCGAGGCGACAGAGCAGUUCCGGCGUCUGAAGACAAAUCGUGGGAAGCCAUCUGGGAUAAGCGCUGAGGAGCUUGACAGCGCAACCCAGGAGAACGAGGUCUACAUGGCCCAUCUCCGUGAACAACGCUCCAUUAUGGAAGGCUUCCAGAGCAUGAAGACUUUCCAAGCCAAGAUUUCUCAGUACAAGCAGGCAAUUUUGGAUGUGCUUUCCUUCCGUGCCGAGGCCGAAAGACGUGCGGCAUCCAACGCCUUGAACGGCCCGAAUUCUGCCGCUACCAGGGCUGCUCGUCAGCAUGAGUACAUCUGCGGCAUUUUGCGUCGCCUGAAGGAAGAAAAAGGAGCAACGCUCGAUGAAUCGGCGGUGACUAAAUCUGAGGUGAUGAUAAUGGCAACUGCGCAUCGUUUUCAACCACCGCACAACUACUUGCGCCGCAUUAAGGAAAAGUUCUCUGUCCACAUCGACCCCAUUGCUUCAUCCAGCUCAGAACUGUCUGCGCUUCAUUUGACGGUCCACGGCGAGGAGGGCGACGUCGAAAGUUGCACCAAGUUUUUAAAAUCGUUGGAUUUCCAUUCUUCGAAGAGGGUGGCCGUCGAAUCGGAUCGUUUGAAAAAAGCUUUUGGUGGCAUAUCGGGGCUCUCGCAGCUUGAGGAAUCAUUCGGCGUGCUCGUUUUUUACUACCAGGGCGUUCUCGACAUGAUUGGCAGCAGCGACGGUUUGAAUUUGGCUUCCAACUAUGUGGAAGAAAAAAUUGCCAACAUCGACAAUAAGGAGAGCAGCGGUACAUCGUCGGCUAGAGGUGCUCGCAGCGUGCCCGCCACUCUGGCAGAACACGAUGCACGUAAGGUCGAGUUGCAAUAUGACUUUUUGAUCUGCAAAGCGCUUUCGACUCGUUUUAGACCUGCGGUUCGGACUGUAGAGGCUGACUUGGGUGUUACGGUGUCGUUCGAUGUGUCACCCAAGGAGCCCAAGGGCGCUAUCUACGUGAAUGCUGACAGCACUUACCGCUCGACGAAAGUCGCUCCCGAGGAACGCAUAAAGGAGGCCACUGCAAAGCUGCGCGAGUUCAUCGCCACCAUCGGCAGUCGUGAGGUUCCGAACAGUUCCGAUGAGGAGACCAUGUCGUUCCUCUACUCUGACGAAAUCAUCCGCAGCCGCUUUGUAUCCCAGGACUUCUGCAUUUUGCGUUACAACGGCGUGGUUCACGUGGUUGGCGUAAAUGACGCAUUGAAGGACGCGGUCACCCGCGUUUCGACCUUGGUGCGUUACAGGGCGAACAAACCGAAGGAGCUUUUCGUUCCCAUGGAGAAGAGCUUGUUACUCUCGAGUUCAACUCUGUCCGCUGUGGAGGAUUGGACCAGCGUUACAAUAAUGAUGCGCGAUUCGAUCAACGGCUUUGUGCUCAGGAUUUUCGGCAGCCCAGACCAACAGGAAGAAUGCAUUAAGCAGGUGAACGACAUUUUGAGUGCGCACACUGAGUACGCGUUCGAUCUCUUUCCCGCACAUAUGGCCGUUUUGUCCGACAACAAGUAUCGCAUGGUUCGCGACCUUGAGCAGCAGAGCCAGGUACGCAUAAUUUUGAACAAGGAGAACAACCAGUUGGUGUUCCACGGGCAGAAGGAUAAGGUUGAUGAGGCAGUGAAUGUCAUGAAGGCGUUCACUGGAAACUUCGUCUGUGUUGAUCAGACCAAGGUGAGCGACAUUUCUCUCACCGGCGACUUUUACGCGUGGCUCCGCGUUCCAAGGCGACACGUUGGUGCGAUCAUCGGGAAGGGUGGAUCGACGCUGCGCGACAUUAUCGACAACUCCGGCUUGCGCAAUAUGUUCGUGAAUCGUAGCGACAGCUCCGACGAGAUAGUGUGCCUCGAGGGCAACAAGGAGUCGGUGCAGCGUGCGUUGGAGGUAUUGGGCAACAUUUUGGAGUAUGACGGCGUCAACCAGAAGGAUCAGCCUUUGACCGACUCUUUCGUUGGAAAGUACAGCAGCUCUCACUCCGUGCUGCGCAACAACAGUCAGGUCGUCGACCGUCGCAGCAGCAGCGUGCGGUCUGCUGGUGGCAAACCCAUUGUAUUCGACUGCCGCGAUUUCCCGGUCCUCGGUAGCAAGUCUUGA
Molecule: messenger RNA, 2493 nt
Organism: Babesia bigemina
Lineage: Eukaryota; Apicomplexa; Aconoidasida; Piroplasmida; Babesiidae
Exons: 1
Coding region: 1-2493 (830 amino acids)
Biological process (GO): regulation of gene expression
Cellular component (GO): nucleus; cytoplasm
Molecular function (GO): mRNA binding
Source: RefSeq, a predicted model, not a curated record